This is a messenger RNA of Saccostrea cuccullata (small rock oyster), 2675 nucleotides long. RefSeq names its product protein SCAI-like. Gene Ontology annotation, biological process: DNA-templated transcription. Gene Ontology annotation, molecular function: transcription corepressor activity. Gene Ontology annotation, cellular component: nucleus. NCBI's taxonomy places the organism in Eukaryota, Metazoa, Mollusca, Bivalvia, Ostreida, Ostreidae. The transcript is spliced from 16 exons. The record is from RefSeq and is a predicted model, not a curated record. Bases 113 to 1870 code for a protein of 585 amino acids.
AUUUUAUCUUUAAUCAAAUGUUGAGUUCUUGUAUAACGCUGUGUUGUUCUUUUUCGUACAUCGUUUACUUUCUUUUUGGAUUGGAGAGUGCUGGCGAUGCUACCACAACAAAAUGUCGACAAGUGAUGUGAGCCUUCCAGUUUUGGAUGAAAACGAAAAGAAAAUUGUGAAUGAAUUCUGUCAUCUACUGGAAAAAUCAAAGCAAUUAUUCAAUGGGUUAAGGGACCUCCCUCAGUAUGGACACAAACAGUGGCAGUCCUAUUUUGGCAGAACUUUUGAUGUUUACACAAAGCUCUGGAAAUUUCAGCAGCAACAUAGACAAAUUUUGGAUACCAAAUAUGGCUUAAAGAGAUGGCAGAUAGGAGAAGUAGCAUCCAAAAUAGGUCAACUCUACUACCAUUACUACUUGAGAACCAGUGAAACUAAUUACCUGAAUGAAUCCUUCAACUUCUACUCAGCUAUUCGUCAGAGAGGGUAUUACUCGAGGGCUAGCAAAGAGGAGAGGCCUGAUCUGAUGGUCAAGAAGCUGCGUUUUUAUGCAAGGUUCAUUUUAGUUUGUUUAUUGCUGAAGAAAAUGAAGCUUGUAAAAGACCUAGAGAGAGACCUUGGUAAGCAGAUAGAUGAUUACACUUCCACCUACCAGCCAGAGGACCAGAAUGAAUGGAAAACUGUCCUCUCAGAAAUCAGAGAGUUUGAAGACGCUGACUGCACAGUGAGGGUUUUGGACCAUGACGGUACCCCCAUUGUUCUGUCUCAUAGACUGACCCCCCUAAAUACUCCUCCCCUAGAGAAGGGCACCCCAGCUAUACUCAGACUCCAGGAAAUCCUGAUAGUGGGGAACUCUUCAGAACAGCUGAAAUACAGUGAACUGACCUUGGACAUGUUUAGAAUGUUACAGACUUUGGAGAGAGAACCCCAGGAAGAUUUAUCCAAUCAAAUUUACGAUGCCUCCCCUGCUCCUGGGAGACCACCAUAUUUGUUGCCAUCAUAUAUGAAAAAAGAGGAAAAUGGUGAGAGAAACAAUCGACGAGAAAAUCCCCACAAGUACCUCCUGUACAAACCCACGUACAGCCAGCUGAACACAUUCCUAGCCUCAGGGUUCAAAGAACUUCCACCUACCGGUAUAAUACUCCUGUAUAUUUCAGCCGAUGGCAGCCCGACUAACAUGAAGCAUGGAGACGAUCCUGCCUAUGACCUAGGGGGUGUGGUCACUAAUGCUAGGAGAGAUGGAGAGGAGAUUAUACGAACCAAAAAACUGGGGCAUCUCAAAGAAGUGCACUGCUUACAUCCUGGAGAUCUUUAUCCCUACACAAGAAAGCCUUUAUUUGUGAUUGUUGACAGCGACAACAGUUCCUCAUUCCAGAAUAUUCCAAAUUUGUUUGGGCAGCCUGUAGUAUGUUUACUGUCUCCAGAAAGAGCACCACCAACCAUGCAAGACAAGCACAGAAGAGGAAACCUUUUCACGAUGUUUCUACAUGACCCUCUGAUGGCAUUCUGCUAUGUCUGUAAUAUCUAUGAAGUUCCUGUCGACCUUUGGGACAAAUGCACCGGGGUCAUAGACAAGUUCAUGGCUGAAACAUCCAAACUCUUUUCUAGAUCUAAAAAACUAGAUAACAUGUAUAUCCAAUUCUUCGGUGAUGACUUCCUGAGGUUGCUGAUGUUACGAUUUGUCUUCUGCUACAUUGUGCUGAUACUUCAUAGAGGGUUUAAGGGACCAAACUUCUACCCCACCUGUUCACCCCUGCUACCAACAGAUGAAAUCCUGGAGCACCCCACCCUAUACAAAGUAGUCCUCGACUUAGCUACCAUAGUGGACAAUAGAACUUUGUUUGCUGAGCCGGGGGAAGGAGAUUUACACGGAGCGACAUAACUCUGAAAAUAGAUUCUUAGGAAUUUAAUAAUUUGCUCAGAGAAUUUUUUCUCUCUUCAAAAAGUUGUGUAAUUUUCUUUUCUUUUCUCUGAAUACUUUAGUGUUUAUCUUUGAAGGGUUAAUAAUGAGAACACUUAAAGAAAUUUUUUUUUACCAGUAUCUACAAGAAGUUGUGUGCAUGACAAAGCAUAAUAUAUGAAAUAUAAAUACUGUAUAUUUAUGUAUUUAAUGACUUACUAAAUUAUUAAUGCAUCUACAGUUUAAUGUAUACAACAAUAAUGGGGCUUUUUAUGUGAAAGUAUGAUAACCUUGAGUGUAAUAUUUAUUUUAAAACCAAAUAUUUUUUUGACAAUCUAGAGUGGUAAGGAUGAUUUUUCUUUGUUUGCAUUGUGAUAAUCAUGUGAUCAUAAUUCACUAGUCUCCAAGCUUGUGAUGUCUGUAUGUGUGUCAAGUGUAUGCUAUUUGUAAUUUAAAUCAAUUGUCCCAUAUCCAAAUGUAUUUGUAGGUCAUUGCGUUUUCUGUAGAAAAACUGAAAUUUGCACAGACCAUUAAUAGACAGGACAAUGAAUGUUGACCAAAUUUUGUCACAUGCACUUUGAGAAUUAUAUAUAUGCAUGUAAAUCACAAACAUUACUAUAUUUGAGAAUUAUAAACAUCACAAACAUUAGAACAUGCAAAAAAAAUCUUGUAUAAAAUAUCUCUUUUAGAAAUGGAAAGUUCAUUUCAUUCAUGUGUACUACGCAAUUUCCUGUAUUUAUAUAAAGAAGACAAGAUAAUCUAAAUACAAAUGGUACAGGAAUAAACA